GUGGCUUUGCUCUGUUCUUCUCGACCCAUCACACAGAAAAAACCAAAAAAAGAAAGAAUUUCAAGUUUUCAACUGUCAAAAUCUUGUAGUAGUAAUGGAAAAUCAUCACCGAAUAUCCGCCACAAAAUACAACGGCGAAGCAGUGUCGGACGAUGUGGGCCAGGGGAAGCUAUAUUCUCCAAACCACGCGAUCAAAAUCUCUCCAGAAUCCGACGAAAACGUGGGCCAAGGGAACCUCUACUCUCCUGACCACGCGAUCAAAAUCGCAACGAACCCUGAUUCCGUGGAUUCCUCAUCAGAGGAAGAAGAAGGAGAGAAGCAGAGGAAGACGAUCAUGUUGGGGCUGAAGAAUCUUGCGGCGGUUAAGGAUAAAGUGUUAGAAAAACUAUCGGCUGCUUCGGUUCCAUCUGAGUCGCUUGAAAACGCUAAACAGUUUUUGGAAGGAGCCAUUAAGGAUUUCGCCGGAGCGGCGCAGGGUAUGACGAAAGACGCGUUGCACCGGAUUAAAACUCAGCUCGCUGUUAUUGUUCCGUCUGUUUCUCCUGCCGUCACCGAAAAGAUAGUGGACGAUGCUGAGAAAGAAGCCAUUGACGGAGAGGAAGAAGAUGAGAGCAAGUCAAAAGAAAGCUCCGGAAAGUUGCCGUUUGUUUCUCCGACAUCUUCGUUUUUCAGCUCUCUCGCCAAACCUUUCUCCAAGCUUUGAUGGGUUUGUGUCGUACGCCUUCAUGACUAUCUGAGAUAAAUAAGACAAAGUCUGAGAUCUUCUGAAGUUUCAAUGUUUACUUAUAAUGAAUGAAGAUACUUUUUAUGUUUAUCAUUCAAAAUAUUAUGAGUUUUGUGUAAUAGAAAACUGGGUUUCACACCCUUUUUAUUAUGUUGGUGGCCUUGGAUUGUUUGUAUUAGCACACAAAUUUUAAGUUGAAUAUAAGAAAUAAAUGGUAAUGGACAUAAA
Messenger RNA from Arabidopsis thaliana (thale cress), 952 nucleotides. RefSeq lists its product as uncharacterized. The transcript is spliced from 2 exons. Lineage: Eukaryota; Viridiplantae; Streptophyta; Magnoliopsida; Brassicales; Brassicaceae. Bases 95 to 703 code for a protein of 202 amino acids. The record is from RefSeq and is marked reviewed.